AGAGCACAGCGGGGGCGGGCAAUAUUGUGGUGGCGUUAGUAAUUGUUGAGAAGUGUGGGUGUUGGAGGAGCUCCCGGACCGUUCUCACCAACACAAGUGUUGGAGAUGCUGCCUCCCGCCGCCGCCUGAUACCUUCCUCUCUCCCAGCUGGCGGUGUCGCUUUGAGUCAUCAAGGCAGCCAUGACUCCAUUUGAUGAUUUCGUUUAUCUUGUAAAUUCCAUCCUCCUUGGUGAAGAGCCAACCAUUGAGGACUUCAUCCUCUUAAUUGGAACAUUUGUAGCAUUUAUUGCUUUCAUUCUCUGGUGCUGCUUCCCCAUUGUACCAAAGGAAUCCAAUCCUCCUGCUCAGUAUGACACACAGUACACCAAAUAUAAGAAAACAGAUUCUCCAUAUGAUGAGAAGAUGUGAAAUGGAAUUGACUGCGUGGAAGCUUUCUGAAAGGUGAUAAUUAGCAGUGGUCCCAGAUUCUCAGGCUUUGGCCAUGGUAAGACACAAGGCAGGGUUUCAGUGCAGGGGUGGGAGUUAGUGUCAGCCAUUAGAGGACAUUUACAAAUCUCAACUUUUAUGAAUGGGGAACCAAGGCACAUUGUUCUCAGAAGACUAAAGGUACAGAAGACUAUGUUUGAUUAUGGAUAGUAAGUGAUGCCUAGAUACCAUGAUUAUUAUUAUUGCAUCUGAAGCUUACUUAAAUUUGUGAUAAUUUUAAGCUAAGAAUAAAAAGUAGAUUUUGGGAGUUAUUGGGCAAGCAUCAUCUGAAGCUUGUGUACGAAAUAAAUACUAGUAUUGAUAUCAUUUGUUGCCGAAGAGACAACAUGUUUAAGCAUUGUGUCUGUACUAAGGACAUAUUUUUCCGUUGUACAUAGAUGUUGUUAUACACCCAUGAGGUGUUUUCCAUACAAGACCUUUAAUCUACCUUGAUGUUGUCAUAAGAUUGAUUUGGUUAGACGACUAUCCAUUUGAUAAAUUGGGAAGCUGUUUUGAUUUUUACUGAUAUUUAUUUUCUUAAUUAUUAUUAAAAUUCUGUACUUUUACAGAUUGAGACUUGAAAAUAAUAUAGUGUAACUACUUUAUAAAUGCUCCUUAAUUUAAAUGAUUAACUUCUGAUCUUGUUGUACAGUUAUGUAAUUAUAAGGUGCAUAUGAUCACACAUUGUAUGUAUGGUUAUCAUAUCCUCUUUAACAUUGGUGACUAAUUUCUUUAAACCAAAAUUUAAGUUUUCCAAAUCCAUGGACUGGUAGAUGAAUUACUCUUGAGUACUUUAAACUUAGCUCGAUAACUUAUGACUAUGCUACUCUGCAAUAUAUUUCAAAUAGGCAUAGAUGUCAUAUACAGUUCUUAACAUUGUAGUAUGUCUACUAUGUCCCCUUGUAUAUACUGUAUUCUGUGGACAUAUACUCUUUCAAGCCGUGGCUUGAAAGAGUAUAUUCUGUUCUCGGUGGAACUAUUUAGUUAGGGUUAAACGAAUGAAAGCCCGGGCUUGGAAGAGUAUUACACGACGACCCAUGAUCUACAUUACUUUAAUUCUUAUACAGUUUAGAAUGAGUGGAUUACAGCAUAUUAGUCUCUUGAAAUCUGUAUUCAAUUUUAAAAGAAAAAGAAUUUGGCAAAAUUUCUAACUCGUUACUUUCUGAGCAGAUAUGUUUAUAAUGUUAAUAUAAUACUGGAAUAAUUAUAAUGGAAAAUAAAUACAAAUAUCA
Molecule: messenger RNA, 1697 nt
Organism: Procambarus clarkii (red swamp crayfish)
Lineage: Eukaryota; Metazoa; Arthropoda; Malacostraca; Decapoda; Cambaridae
Source: RefSeq, a predicted model, not a curated record